Molecule: messenger RNA, 1463 nt
Organism: Cuscuta campestris
Lineage: Eukaryota; Viridiplantae; Streptophyta; Magnoliopsida; Solanales; Convolvulaceae
Source: the annotation of a GenBank genome assembly
CCAAAAAAGACCGAUUAGCUCCCUUUCUUAUUUUUUUAUGUUCCGUCCAAAAAUAACCAUUCAAAUGCCCAACCUUAUCGGAGACCUAAUCGUAUCCUGUGUGCCUAAGCCUCACUGCCUGUGUUGUUCGACUGCUUCGACAGCGUGAGAGAGGAAUCGCCGGUUGCAAUUCGCCGUGUCGUAGUCGUCACUCGUCAGUCGCAAUCUUGAGCCCACUGUCCAGCUUCGACUCGGCGACUCUCUCGCCUGAAAUACUCAAUCGCCGAGAGCCGAUCUUGAGACGCCGACGCCAAUCCCAAUUGAAUCAGGCUUUGCAGAAUUCACAGCAGACCUCAACUUCCAAUUGCCUUAUGGUGCAUUUCUAAGGAUUUCAAAGAUGGCAUCAUCAAGUCGGUCUGUAGCUGCAGGAGACUUGCAGGUGGUUUCUGUGGAAGAGAGGACAGUAGCUUCUCUUCCUCCUCGACCCCCAACGUCUUCCUCCAAUGCUUUAGUAGAAUACACACCACCUGCACCCAACAUUGAAGAGGAGGACCUCGAGGUUAAGCUCCGUCGUAUUCUUGAUUGUGUCCCUGUUCGUGUGAGCAAUACUUCUGGUAGCUCUGCUGGUUCAGGUUCUGGUGACUUUCAUCAGUAUCGACAGAUGAGACGAAAAGAACAAGAUCGGCUUGCGAGGAUGGACGCUGAUUACCAGAAAAGAAAGGAAAUAGCCGAAUUCAACAGAAGGAAAGAGGAACGAGUGAGAGCCGCUGAGGAGCGCACUGCAAAGAAACGUUCGAAACGGCAGAAGAAAAAGCAAAGGAAGAAAGAGAAAAAGAGUCAAACUGCUGCGGCCGUGGAAGGAGGAGAGAGAGAAGAAUCGUCGGACGAUGGAGACUCAGAUAACGGUGAAGCUAUCUAAUGGUACAUACAAUCUAUCUUUGAGUCUCAAUGCCUUCUUCAUUUUGGAUGAUUCUUUUUAGUGUGUAAUUUAAGGUUCAUUUCCCAUCCAUUGUUAGGAGGAGGAGGGCUUUCUGUCUUGUUCUUGAUGUAUCAUCCUUGCCAAGUGUUGUAGUGUUGCGUUCGAUCGGCAUAGCACCAUCUACGUCAUCCUCAACUGCCAUGGAAACCACCGCAAGUACACUAGAGACAGUUGCCAGUGCACACUGUUCAAAAACUCUGUAUGACAUAUGGUUCUUCCUCCAUGGAGAUCGAAGAACAUGACUGUUGAGGAAUCACAAUCACUAACCAAGAACAAAUCAUCUGACAAGGGUUGUCUUGCAGGAAGUGAACAAUUUCUCAAUGUGCAGGCAAUUUUUUUUAAAAUAGUGUUCGGGAUGUUCGAAAAGAAUGAUGUUUGUCCUGUACGUUCGUUUGAAUUUAGUAAAUGUUCAAAAAGAAUGAUGUUCUUUACUCAAUUGAUUAUUCGGCAUAUUUGAAAAGAGUGGCUUCACUGUCGAAGAAGAAAAAAAAUUAUUUGUUGAAGU